GACAGAUCACACGUCAUCUCGUAUGAGCUGUCAUCUGUCAUUAUCUGAUUUUCUAAGGAUUUCGGGAUUUUUAUGAUUAUUGAGUGCAUUAUUGUUUAUUCUUAGUUUACAGCAAAAUGGUGCUAAUAGCGGCUACUGUUUGUACAAAAUCGGGAAAAGCUUUGAUAUCCCGUCAAUUUGUGGAGAUGACGAAAGCACGUAUAGAAGGAUUAUUAGCGGCAUUCCCAAAGCUGAUGACUGGAGGGCGUCAACACACAUUUGUUGAAACAGAAUCAGUUAGAUAUGUGUACCAGCCUCUUGAUAAAUUGUAUAUGCUCCUCAUCACUACAAAAGCAAGUAACAUACUUGAAGAUUUGGAGACACUUCGUUUGUUCAGCAGAGUGGUGCCAGAAUACUGCACACAGCUGACGGAAGCGGAGGUGUUGAACCAGGCAUUCAAUCUUCUCUUUGCCUUUGACGAGAUUGUUGCCUUAGGAUACAGGGAGAGUGUCAAUUUGGCACAGGUUCGGUCAUUUGUCGAGAUGGAUUCGCAUGAAGAGAAGAUUUAUCAAGCUGUAAGACAGACCCAAGAGAGAGAAGCAGCUAACCGAAUGAGAGAGCGUGCAAAAGAGUUGCAGCGAGAGAGACUCGAAGCUGCAAAGCGUGGAACGCCUCCACGAUCACAAAUGUCAUUUGGUAGCGGUUUCGGAAGCUCCUCCGUAUCUUCGGCGGCGGUGAAAGAACCAAUGGUGGAGAUUCCCUCCACUCCGGCCCGAGACACUCGCGGUACAAGUCGUUCGGCCAUGAAGCUGGGGUCGCGCGGCACGGACGCGGAGUCGUUCGUGUCCCGCCUGCGGUCCGAGGGGGACGCGGCCGCGCCCGCCCCGGGACCUAUCGUUUCCAAAACGGACCCAGCUGCGCCCGUCGUCAAUGUCAACCAGAAAGAUGUGCACUUGCGAUUCGAAGAGCGACUAAACUUAGUGGCUGGUCGAGACGGCGAUAUACAAAACUUUGAGCUCUCCGGGCUUUUAACUCUGCGCAUCAGCAACGAACAAUUUGGCAAGAUUCGCGUGCACGUGGAUAAUAAAGAUUCCAGAUCACUACAACUUCAGACUCAUCCCAACGUGGAUAAAGAAUCGUUCCGUUCCAGCGGCGUUAUAGGACUUAAGCAGAGCCAACGACCUUUCCCGCUCCACUCCGACGUGGGAGUACUCAAGUGGCGCCUAACUGGCGCUGGAGACGACAAACUGGCGCCGCUAUCAGUGAACUGCUGGCCGUCAGAGGGCGCUAGCGGCGGCUGUGACGUCAACAUCGAGUACGAACUCGAGCAAGAUCAUCUGUCUCUCUCUGACGUCAACAUCACCAUACCGCUGCCGUCUGGCAACGUAUCGGUGGUAGUCCACCAAUGGGAGGGCAGUUACACGCAGAAGGGGCGUUCCCUCAUAUGGUCCAUACCCAUAGUGAAUGCGCAACAGAAGACAGGCAGCCUGGAGUUCACUGUGACUCCGGCCAUCCCCAACGACUUCUUCCCGUUAACUGUCACUUGGACAUCUGACACUUCACUGGCGAUGUUGACAGCCACAAAGGUGACGCAGGCUGAGGAUGGCAGCCCCGUAGAUUUCUCCAAAGACAUCAGUUUUCAUCCAGACAAAUACGAGAUUGUCUAAUUUAUUGAUAAUAAUAUGAUGAUGAGUAUUAUAAGAAUUUAGUUGGAAACACUUUGCCGGUUUUUUUUGUUAUAUAAUUAUAAAUAAAUACCGAAACCGAGUCACAUUUCCUUAAAGUCUUAAAACAAUAGGGU
This is a messenger RNA of Chilo suppressalis (striped riceborer), 1780 nucleotides long. NCBI's taxonomy places the organism in Eukaryota, Metazoa, Arthropoda, Insecta, Lepidoptera, Crambidae. The record is from the annotation of a GenBank genome assembly.